AUGCCUGAAGCAGCGCACAUAGCUCCGUCGACGCAGACUCUGACCCCAGAGGAAGCUGAAUCUUAUUACUUCAAAAUCAACCCAGCACCCCCGUCAUUGCAGGAGCACCAUGAGCUGGCAAAGGAGUUUAUUGACAGACAUGUCAAGUCAGGUCGAAGAUUGGUCCUCGUCACGUCUGGAGGGACAACGGUGCCUCUUGAAACGCAGACGGUCAGAUUUGUGGAUAACUUUUCAGCUGGUACGCGUGGAGCUACAUCUGCUGAAUACUUUUUACAAGAAGGUUAUGCUGUGAUCUUCUUGCAUCGACAGUUCAGUCUUCUUCCAUACUCGAGACAUUUCAGUCAUUCGACAAAUUGUUUCCUCGAUUUCAUGGAUGAAGGCAGUUCGUCAUCGACAACAUCCUCGAGCUCGACUGGGAAGAAUAAUAACAACGAGAACGACCACGGUCCUAUAAUUGUUCGAUCUGAAUAUCAAGAUGAAAUGCGGAAAGUGCUACGACAAUACAACUACGCUAAAGCUAACAAUCUUCUCCUUGUCCUCCCUUUCGUCACGGUGACGGAAUAUCUAUACGAGCUUCGAUCGUUAGCAUAUCUCAUGAAACCACUUGGCCCUAACGCACUCUUCUACCUCGCUGCAGCCGUUUCCGACUUUUUCAUUCCAAGAGAUAGAAUGGUAGAACAUAAAAUCCAAUCGUCCAACGAGCCUCCUGUCAAAAAGGAAAACAAGGAUCAAACUGGAACCGACUCUAGCAUUCCUCCCGACUCAAUCUAUACCGGCUUUAACGAUCCUGUGCCACCAACGCACGGUAAAAAGCUAAUUAUCGAUCUCGACCCUGUUCCUAAGUUCUUACAUAGACUUGUUGACGGAUGGGCACCAGCCGGCAGCAUGGUAGUCAGCUUCAAACUCGAAACCGAUCCAGACUUAUUAAUUUCAAAAUCAGAGCAAGCCUUGCAACGCUACUCCCACCAUCUGGUGAUUGGAAACUUGCUGUCAACCCGAAAAUGGGAAGUUGUGUUUGUGAGCCGAGACAAGGCGACCGGAGAGUUUGGAUUGAAGUGGAUUCGUGUUCCAAAGUCGAGUACUCGGAUGAGAAAGGGAAGUGUGGCGGCGAGUGGAGGUGGGACACAUCUGCAGCCCGAUGUGGAAAUCGAAAGUUUGAUCAUUCCAGAAUUGAAGAAAGCACAUUCUCAAAUGAUCGAAUCCGCCGCGAAAGGCACACACGAGGGGAAGUGA
Molecule: messenger RNA, 1233 nt
Organism: Arthroderma uncinatum
Lineage: Eukaryota; Fungi; Ascomycota; Eurotiomycetes; Onygenales; Arthrodermataceae
Product: phosphopantothenate-cysteine ligase
Exons: 1
Coding region: 1-1233 (410 amino acids)
Biological process (GO): coenzyme A biosynthetic process
Cellular component (GO): nucleus; cytoplasm
Molecular function (GO): phosphopantothenate--cysteine ligase activity
Source: RefSeq, a predicted model, not a curated record